Molecule: messenger RNA, 1826 nt
Organism: Zingiber officinale
Lineage: Eukaryota; Viridiplantae; Streptophyta; Magnoliopsida; Zingiberales; Zingiberaceae
Product: probable inactive purple acid phosphatase 29
Exons: 4
Coding region: 67-1296 (409 amino acids)
Cellular component (GO): cytoplasm
Molecular function (GO): hydrolase activity, acting on ester bonds
Source: RefSeq, a predicted model, not a curated record
UAUCUCAGUUUUGUAAAAUAUUCAUUUGACUCCUCGACGACGAGCCGACGAGCCUUCCCCGGCGAAAUGGCCCGCCACUCCUCCAUUCUCCUCCUCCUCCUCGUCCUAAUCCUCGCACCAGCGGCCGCAGAUGCCUCCAUCUCUCUGCGAAGAGCGCCGUCUGUUCUACAGCGAAGGGGAGGAGGAGGCAGGGGAGCUGGCCGCGCUUCCCCUGCUCCGGCUCCGCGCCUGCUGUUCAAGGGGAGUCGUCCGGGCGAGUUCAAGAUACUCCAGGUGGCCGACAUGCACUACGCAGACGGCAGAUCCACCGGCUGCCUCGACGUGUUCCCUAACCAGACCGCCACCUGCUCCGAUCUCAACACCACCGCCUUCAUCUACCGCGUCAUCCGAGACGAGACUCCAGAUCUCGUCGUGUUCACUGGUGACAACAUAUUUGGCUUUGAUGCAACUGAUGCUGCCAAAUCUUUGGAUAUGUCAUUUGAGCCAGCAGUCAGUCUCAAGCUCCCAUGGGCAGCUGUCUUGGGUAACCAUGACCAGGAGUCUACCCUAUCCCGCGAGGGUGUGAUGCGCCACAUUGUCAGUAUGCCCUAUACUCUUUCGAAGCUCAACCCAAAUAGCUUCGAUAUUGAUGGCUUUGGUAACUAUAAUUUGGAGAUUUAUGGUGCGGAGGGCUCAUCACUGUCCAACAAAUCAGUACUCAAUCUCUACUUCCUUGACAGUGGUGAUUACUCCACUGUCCCCUCCGUUCCUGGGUAUGGCUGGAUCAAAGCCUCCCAGCAAGUUUGGUUUAAGCAAACCUCCUCACGCCUGCAGAAAGAGUAUAUGAGGAAACCAAGUGCACAGAAGGAGGGCGCGCCAGGCCUCGUCUACUUCCACAUCCCAUUGCCAGAAUUCAGCAGCUUUGAUGCAUCCAAUUUUACAGGGGUGAAGCAAGAGGGUAUCAGCUCUGCAUCAAUCAAUUCUGGGUUUUUCUCAACAUUGCUAGAGGCCAGGGAUGUUAAGGCCGUUUUCACUGGGCAUGAUCACCUGAAUGACUUUUGUGGAAAGCUGACUGGUAUUCACCUUUGCUAUGCUGGUGGGUUUGGUUACCAUGCGUAUGGAAAGGCGGGGUGGUCAAGAAGAGCGAGGGUGGUGUCGGCGUACCUGGAGAAGACAGUGAAUGGUGAGUGGGGAGGGGUGAAAUCAAUCAAGACAUGGAAACGCCUGGAUGAUAAAUACCUUUCCACCAUAGAUUCCCAGGUCCUUUGGAGCAAAGGAACGAAUGGUAGGCGUAGAAAGAGAACCUCUGGACAUUGAAGUGUCGCCAAAUCUAUUCCCACAAAAGAAUAGAUACUUCAGGAGUUGCCGAUUCUGGCAGUAAAUAAGACAGCUCUCCCUCUGCGAAGAACAAUGAAAGGGUUGCAAUCCUUAUUUGUAGUAAUCGCCUGAAACACUCGUGCAGAUGGAAAUAGAAGCAUUACACUUCUCUGUGAAAUUUGAAUGAUGCGAUAGUAGUUGAUUUACUGCAUUUUAAAACUGUAAGCAAGGAUUCACAGCAUAUCAUAAGACUUUUGGGGAGCAGCUGGCUUGAAGUCAUAACAGACCGAGCCAAGUCUAGCCCGAAACACUACGAAAAUCGACUGAUCAGGCUCAAGCUGUGUUCAGUGGGAACUAGCAUCGAAUCUUAGUUGGACAAUCUUGCACUGCAAACUCUAGUUUACUUCUAUGGAAAGUGGGCAUAGGAUUCUCCACUCCUUUUGUUUCUAUUGAUGCUAGAAAAUAAUAGUUCCAAGUCAUGGACUCUUAUGCUUCCUUGGAAAAAGUAUUAAAACACACGGUUUCUCCUU